Messenger RNA from Symbiodinium natans, 3036 nucleotides. The record is from the annotation of a GenBank genome assembly. Lineage: Eukaryota; Dinophyceae; Suessiales; Symbiodiniaceae.
AUGGGAGAUUCAGAGAGAUGCUCCAACAAGGUUGCCAUACAUAGCUCUUUCGUGUCGGGCCUCUUCAGAGACUGUCUGGACAGGCCAGGUCCGGGCGAAGAUUCAGCGCACAGGGGGCUUUGGAGAUUUUUCGGGCUACCGCCAUGUAAGUUGACCUCAUCAGGUGACAAGGUCCGUGAAGCUUACAUCGAGUUCUUCAGAGACAAGAAGGAACACGACUUCAUCGCGUCGAGCCCGGUGGUGCCUCUGAAUGAUCCGACGCUGCUGUUUGCCAACGCCGGAAUGAACCAGUUCAAGCCUAUUUUUUUGGGACAGCUGGAGCCCAACAGCCCGCUUCAAGGCGUAGCACGAGCAGUCAACAGCCAGAAGUGCAUCCGUGCCGGUGGGAAGCACAACGACCUGGAUGACGUUGGCAAGGACGUGUAUCACCACACCUUCUUUGAGAUGUUGGGCAACUGGAGCUUCGGCGACUAUUUCAAGGAGGAGGCGAUCAACUGGGCCUGGGAGCUCCUCACGGAGGUCUACGGCUUGGACCCGGAACGCCUUUACGCCAGCUAUUUCGCCGGUGACGAAGAGCUGGGCCUCCCAGCGGAUGUCGAGGCCAAGGAGAUGUGGGAGAAGCUCCUCCCACCUGAGAGGGUCUUGCCCUUCGACAGAAAGGACAACUUCUGGGAGAUGGGUGCCACAGGCCCGUGCGGGCCCUGCUCCGAGCUGCACUAUGAUCGCCUGGGUGGCCGGGAUGCUGCAGCUUUGGUCAAUGCUGAUGACCCAGAUGUGAUCGAGAUCUGGAACUUGGUGUUCAUGCAGUUCUAUCGCGAAGAUGAUGGCACGCUGACGGAACUUCCUAGUCGACACAUCGAUACUGGCAUGGGCCUUGAGCGGGUCACUUCAGUGCUCCAGGACAAGCGCAGCAACUAUGACACGGACAUCUUUGGCCCACUCCUGGCAGCGCUUCACGACUUGGUUGGAGGUGAUCCGUACCAGGGGCGUGUGGGCGAAGAGGACGUGGGAAUGCGAGACACAGCCUACAGAAUCAUCGUAGACCACGCCAGAACGCUUACUUUGGCUGUUGUGGAUGGCGCCAUGCCAUCGAGCGAAGGCCGUGGAUAUGUCCUGCGCCGUAUUCUCCGGCGGGCCGUGCGCUACGGCCGGUCGAAGCUGCAAGCUCCACCAGGGUUCUUCAGCCAGUUGGUGCCCAAAGUGGCCGACUGUCUCGGAGUAGCAUUCCCGGAACUCAAUGAGGGGGCAAAGCGUGUGGAAUCUGUUCUUCGCGAGGAAGAGGCUGCAUUCGACCGCACAGUCGAUCGCGGAAUGCAGUUCUUCGAGGCUCUUCGAGAUGAACUGACUGCUGAAGGCAAGUCCAUCAUCCCGGGCGACCAGGCUUUCCUGCUCUACGACACCCACGGAUUCCCAUUGGAUUUGACGGAGCAGAUGGCGCAAGAGGCAGGCUUCACUUUGGACUCUGCCGGGUUCGAGGCUGCAAUGGAAAAGCAGAAGGAGCGAUCGCGGGAAGCCCUUCGCGAACAGCAGGCACAGAAGUCCGAAGGUUUGCAGCCUUUGGAGCUCGUGGCCGAACAAACGGCUUGGCUGGGCGACCGCAAGGUUCCCAUUACCGAUGAUGACCCCAAGUACACGUGGAACACCCAACCUUCGGCCAGUAUCCUGGCCAUCUACACCGAGCAUGGCUUCGUAGAGAGCACUGCGGACAUCAAAGAUGAUGGGGCUUCCGUUGGACUUGUAUUGGACAAGACGCCGUUCUAUGCAGAGGCUGGAGGACAGGUGAACGAUUUGGGGUUGCUGAGGAAGGAUGAUGGCGCCGAGCUGGAUGUGAAGGUCGUUCAGGCAUUCGCAGGCUACGUGUUGCACACCGGCCCGCUCCCAACUGGAGCGUUGUCUGUCGGAGAUGAAGUUGUGUGUCAGGUGGACUAUGCACAUCGAAGCCGCAUCGCUCCGAACCACACCAUGACGCACGUACUGAACUGGGCUUUGCGAGAGGUCCUUGGUGAUGGCAUUGACCAGAGGGGCUCGCUUGUAACGGCUGAAAGGCUACGUUUCGAUUUCAGCUAUGAAGCGAGCAACGGCGUGUCUGUCAAGGACCUGCAGCUGGUGGAGUCUAAGGUCCGCGAGGUUGUGGAUUCGGCCCUGCCAGUGCACACAAAGACCGUGGCUCUAGCAGACGCGCAGGCCAUUGCUGGCCUGCGAGCCAUGGCCGGGGAGUCGUAUCCAGAUCCUGUGCGCGUCGUGACCGUAGGCUCUGCAGACCUUGACACGAUUCUAGAGAAGCCCGGCGAUUCUCAGUGGCUGACUCAAUCUGUCGAGUUCUGCGGCGGCACGCACAUCUCCUCGACGUCGGAGGCCAAGUCCUUCGCUUUGUUGGAAGAAAGAGGUAUCUCGAAAGGCGUCAGGCGCAUCAUCGCCGCCACCGGUGAGGCAGCAGAGAUCGCGAUGAAGGAAGCGGAGCAGCUGGAUUCGAAAGUCACUGAACUUGAGGGCUCCAAGGACAUGAAGGAGGAGGCCUUGAUCCAACUCAGCCGCAGCGUGGACAACUCGGAGCUUCCAGCGGCUCCAAAGGCAGCCUUGCGUGAUCGCUUGGGGCAGCUUCGCAAGCAGUUGAAGAAAAAGCAAAAGAAGAAGAAGGGUAAGGUGAGCAAAGAGGACCAGGCUGCUUUCUUGGCCGAGUUGCGACAGGCCAUCGAGGCAGCGAGAAGUGCAGGUGCUGACUUCUGCGUUGCGACAUUCGAAGGCUCAGGAGUGGAUGGCAAGAUGCUGCGGGACCUGGCUUCGGAGCCAGAGAUGGAGUCCUUGGCCGUCUUGGUGUUGAACCAGCCUAGUGAUGGGGCAGUCGACUGCCUAGCAGCUGUUCCAUCCUCUCUCCAGGCUUCUAAGCCAGCUGGUGCCUGGGUCAAGGCUGCACUUGAUGCCGUGGGCGGCAAGGGGGGCGGCAAGCCGGCCUUUGCCCAGGGCGCUGCGCGCGGGACCGACUCACAGGCUUUGAGUGCUGCCCGGGCCGCGGCUGAGGCCUUUUGGGCUUCUUAG